Lates calcarifer (barramundi perch) is the source of this 3323-nucleotide messenger RNA. RefSeq names its product chemokine (C-C motif) receptor 12a (gene ccr12a). NCBI's taxonomy places the organism in Eukaryota, Metazoa, Chordata, Actinopteri, Centropomidae. Gene Ontology annotation, biological process: chemotaxis; immune response; G protein-coupled receptor signaling pathway. Gene Ontology annotation, cellular component: membrane. Gene Ontology annotation, molecular function: chemokine receptor activity. The record is from RefSeq and is a predicted model, not a curated record.
CUGUUUUAGGACAGCCCCCUUUUAGCAGAUGUUAGCCUCUCACUAAAACUCAACUUAAACUCAAUCAGCUGUAGUGAGCACUCCAGUCACUCAGUGCCUCUUUGUGUUCCCUGUUGUCCUCCACCUCCUGCACACCUAGCAAGCUCCACAGGACAAACAUCAGCCAUGGACAAUGAUGAAAACUCAUUUAAGGACUUCUUGAACCUACUUGAUGAUGAGGAGAACACAACUGACCCGAGCUAUGUAAUCAGUGAAACUGUCAAGUUCUGUACAAAGACAACUGUCAAUGAGUUUGGUGCAAGAUUCAUCCCAGUUUUCUACUAUGUCAACUUCCUCUUGAGUUACCUUGGCAACGGGCUUGUCCUCUUCAUCAUCUACAAGUAUGAGAAGCUCAACACAGUGACAAACAUCUUCCUCCUGAAUUUAGUCCUCUCCAACAUUCUCUUUGCCACCAGUCUCCCUUUCUGGGCAACCUACCAUCUGUCUGAGUGGAUUUUUGGCAAGGCUCUGUGUAAGAUAGUCAGCAGCGCCUACUUCAUUGGCUUCUACAGCUCCAUCCUCUUCCUCACACUCAUGACAUUUGACCGAUACCUCGCAGUGGUGCAUGCAGUGGCAGCUGCUAAGAGCAGGAAAAAGGUGUAUGCAAUCAUCAGUUCAGUGGUAGUUUGGUGCAUUAGUGUUGUGGCAAGUGUGAAAGAGCUGGUUCUCCAAAAUGUGUGGGAGAGUCCAUAUUCUGGACUGAUGUGUGAGGAGUCAGGAUUCCCUGAGAGCACUAUGGAGCGCUGGCGUCUGGUCAGUUAUUACCAACAAUUCCUGCUCUUCUUCCUCCUCCCUCUGUUCAUGGUGAUGUACUGCUACAUCAGCAUCACCGUCCGCAUCCUGUCCACCCGCAUGAGAGAGAAGUGCCGUGCCAUCAAGCUUAUAUUUGUCAUCAUCUUCACUUUCUUUGCCUGCUGGACACCCUACAACAUCGUCAUCCUCCUUCAAGCUAUACAGAUCUCCAGCACCAGUGAGGCCAGAGAUGAGUGUUCUGACUCUGAGAGCUUGGACUACGCCUUAUAUGUGACCCGGAACAUAGCCUAUCUGUAUUGUUGCAUUAGUCCUGUGUUUUAUACAUUUGUUGGAAAGAAGUUCCAGAGCCACUUCAGAAGGCUGAUAGCUAAGAAGAUCCCCUGUCUGAAGAGACACAUUAGCCUCAGCAGCCAGAGCACCAGAACCACAUCACAGAGAACUGCUUAUGAGUACUAGACAGAAAGACUCACUCACACACACACACACACACUGCACAAUCAUCUGCAAUGUAAACACUUUUCACACACACUCUUUGGCAUGAAUUGAGAAUACAAGUUGUUAAGAUUUAGAAAUAAAUAUUAUCAGCAUUACAAGAAAACUGAGGUUGCAACAACAAAAAAGUGAGCCCUGAUAACACAAGAUCUUUUUCUGAUUUAUCUCAUUACAACAUCCAGAAAGGUCAAUUUACUUGUGUUCUUUAAUUGGGGAAUGGCAUGAAACCACAUCUCCAAGUUUACCAUUAACUUCAUUAGAUAAACUUGUCAGUUUGAAGACUACUCAACUUAAAUCAUCUAGUUCUCACAUUUAGAUUGCCAGGUUUUAUCAUACUUAUUGUAGCAUAGGCUACGCUGUAUUUGUGCAAAGAGAUUCUUCUUAUUUGAAAGAGGUGACUAUGAUGAGAGUUUUUUUUGUGUCUUUAUAUUUGUCUUUACCAUCAGUUUUACCAGCAAUAGCUUCCGUAUAAAAUUGCAAAGUGACUCUGCUGUUGAUCAUGUGUAGGUAUAAUGUGGAAAUGGUUUUGUUUAGUAAAGGCUGGCUUACCAGACAUGCAAAUCAAUUAAUUCCAAGGCCUCAGAAAAAAUGGUUUGAGGUAAUUUCAUUGAAAAUUCAAGGCCUGUAUAAUCUGAUAAGAUAAGGUUCUUAAAGGUUAGGACCAGUCUUUUCUAUAUUACUCUUACUGUCAAUGAAUCCCAUGAUAACCAGUACUCUCUGGCUCAGUACUCUAGCAGUGGGUCUCAGUCCCUUUAGUUCCUACUAGUCCUACUUGACUUUUUAAAAGGCCUCAAAUGGAGAAAUCCACAAAUGCUAGUUAUUACUGACACCUGUGGCCUCUGUCCUGUUGCUCACCCUCUCAUGCAUAUGCUCUGUAAGUAGGUGUACGCAAUCAUGCUAAUGUUCUUACUGACACUGUUACCAGUCCUCACUGUGGCCUUGCUGGGUGUGUACAAGUCGUAGUAUGACCAUUGGUGAUAACGUUCCUGAGCCAACAAGCAAAGGUUAGCCAGGUAGCUGUAAAUUAGCUACACUGCAGGGAUCCAGCAUUGGUUUGUUGGCUGAUUAAGUAAUUAUCAAACAGCAAGCUUCUCAACUUACUAGCUAGAUCAGCCCCAGGGGUUUGAAUGAAUUAGUAGAUGUUAUCCACUCAGCACAGUAGUUUGCUACCGAUUUGUCCAUGUUAGCAGGAAAGCUAACAUCAGAAAGAAUUUGCUAAAUACCACAGUAUCACAACAGAUUUCACAGGCUUUGGAGUGAUGUUAGCUCAUCUGUCCAAUAGUAGAGCCAGCUCGGGGUCGGUUUUGAUCCCCAAAGUGGGACAAAGGCCCCUCCAUGAAUUAAAAACCCUGCUGACCCUAAUUUUCCCCUGAGCUGUCAUCAUUCAUGUAUGGCCAACUGGACUUUAUGAAAUGAAGUUUUCUGUUUUGUGUUUGUGUUUUUCUUGGUGCUGGUUGUUUUGUGACAGCGAUGGCUAACGAUAGUACACUGUUGGAGCUGUAGCGGCGCAGAAGAGAGGCCUUAAUUGUAUCAAAGCACAUGGAAGUGAGCAUCCUUACAUAGUUACAUAGAAAUUAGUCUACAGGCUAUUAUAGGCAAUGGAGAAGGUCAGGGAAUGGCAAAUCUUUUAUGUCCCAUUACAGUCUUUUCACACAUUGGCAAUAAAAAAGGAAAUUAUUACAUGUAGAUUGCUUCAAAUUCUCCCAUACAGUACCUUUAAGUGCUGUGCUGAAAUAACUGGACACUGGUUUUUAGUGAGCAUUAUUCAAAUACAUGCUUGCCUAGUGGGUUGUGUCCAUAAACUUUAAAUGACACGAUAGUUGAGGCAGACCCCCAGCAGCAAAGUGAAGGACAUAGGCAGUUGUCCAUGUUUCUGUGUGCUGCUUGAUGAUUAACACAUCUGCUUCAGACCUGCUCUUGGUCUGGUGUUUCAGUCUUGUUGAUUUGAUGUGCAUGAUAGUGCAUGUUUGUAAUAUUAUGUCCAAGUGCUUUAAAAUUAAAUGUUUUUAACCUUCCAAUAAAUAUGAUAAUCAAACUUA